GGAGGCACGGUGUCGGAGGUUUUCGCUAUCUCGGUUGCCGUCGUACCCAUAUGCUCUGCGAGUAGAGAAAUUCACAAAAUGCAUCCGAAUAUGAACGACUUCCAAGCUGUCGUUCUGGCUGCCGGAAAAGGCUCGAGGAUUACAGAUCUCGUUUCCUGUGAUGAAUUCAAGUGUAACGUUCAGAUCGGUAACCGGCCAAUGCUCUUCUAUCCGCUCCGGAAUCUCAAGAACGCCGGCUUCAAAGAGGCAACAGUCAUUGUUCCUAAUAAAUACAGAGCCGAUGAGAAUAUCGCAAAGGAGCUGCAGCUACACAUCGAUUACGUGAACGUAAACGUGGAGCUCGAGGACCAGGGAACUGCCGAGAGUUUACGAUUGAUCAAGGACCGUUUGAAACCGAACCGUCACGUACUCCUGGUCUCCUGUGACCUCAUCACCGACAUAGACCUCUCUGAACUCUGCGUGCGGCAGCGUGUCAGUGAUGCUCUGCUCACCCUUCUACUGGCACCACUUCCUACGCAGCUCACCGAGUGUGCCGUUCCGGGGAGCCGAAAAAAGUUCCAACCUGAAUGCGACAUCGUCGUCCUCCAGACAGGCACUCAGCGACUCCUGAAGUUCGGAGCCGCAGCCGAUUUCGCCGAGAAUGUGACGUUCCGACAGAAACUCGUCAGACAAUUCCCGAGCAUGCAGCUGCACUCGGAUCAGCUCGAUUGCCACGUUUACGCUCUGCACCCGAAAGCCGUCGAAUUCGUGCUGACGCACAAACUGCUGGCUACUUUCAAGGGCGAAGUACUUCCCAAGUUGGUUGAGAAACAAUUCAGCAAAAAAGAUCUCCGAGACGAAGACCGCAGCAAAGCGGACACGCUCGACACGCUCAAAUGCUACGCUCUGCUAUCGACAAGUUUCGCCCUACGGGCCAACACACUACAAGCGUACAAGAUCGCCAACGGAGAGGUGAAGAAUAUUUUCCAUGACCUCUUCCCCGGAGGGAGUGAGAACAUUUUCAAAGAGAAGACGCUCCUCCAUAAAGUCCAAGCCAAGAAGAGCGUCAUCGGGGCUCGGGUCACCAUCGGUACCGGUUCGAGGGUACUCUCGUGCGUGAUCCAGGACGAUGUCGUCAUCGGUGAGGGUGCUCUCAUCCAAAACUCGAUCGUGUGCAGAGGAUGCAAGCUCGGUAAAAAUGUCAGCGUGAUCAACUCAUUCCUGGGUGCGCGAACGCAACUCGGAGAAGGGAAGGGUGUCACGAAUGAGAGUGUGGGGAUCUCAAGUAUGGAGUUUGAAUAAAUUCCGCGAGA
Messenger RNA from Galendromus occidentalis (western predatory mite), 1292 nucleotides. It is a transcript of the gene eIF2Bgamma, whose product is annotated as eukaryotic translation initiation factor 2B subunit gamma. NCBI's taxonomy places the organism in Eukaryota, Metazoa, Arthropoda, Arachnida, Mesostigmata, Phytoseiidae. The transcript has 6 exons. Gene Ontology annotation, molecular function: guanyl-nucleotide exchange factor activity; translation initiation factor activity. The coding region runs from base 79 to 1281 and encodes 400 amino acids. Gene Ontology annotation, biological process: cytoplasmic translational initiation; biosynthetic process. The record is from RefSeq and is a predicted model, not a curated record. Gene Ontology annotation, cellular component: eukaryotic translation initiation factor 2B complex; guanyl-nucleotide exchange factor complex.